Molecule: messenger RNA, 1356 nt
Organism: Stylonychia lemnae
Lineage: Eukaryota; Ciliophora; Spirotrichea; Sporadotrichida; Oxytrichidae
Source: the annotation of a GenBank genome assembly
AUGGUUAGGACAAGGCCAUCAACAGGCUAAAUUUAGAAGAAAGAGCGCUUGCUUUCAAAUGCCUCAGAUUUAUCACAAAACUAAUUAGCUCAUAACAAUUCCUCGAUUGAAGAUAGAUGGGCUGCAAGAGUAAUUAAUGAUACACCGAUGAUCACUCAACCCUAAGUCAAGAUAAAUAAUUCUGUUGAGAAGACUCUUCAAAUUGCCAUUAAACUAAAUUCAGAUUCAAAGAUCAGAAUGCUACUCUUCAAUAUUAAGAGAGCAAUGAUAAUUUCUCCAAUGGCAGAUAUGACAGUUACAAUCCUUGCUGGGUUUAUAGUAAAUGUGCACUUCAUGAUCGCAAUCGUAAUUGCUUUUGAGAAGUUGACAAAUAAUGUACUAACUUAUGCAGAUAGCAUAAUACCUUUGAUCACUUUAGCCUGUCUUAUCCUUUUUACUUGCAUUCUAUCAUUGAUAGUGCUGAUGAUGGAUUUGAUAUAUUAGGGGUGCCUGGCAUGGAAUAGAGAUUCAUUCGGAAUUUUGUUUUAAAAGAUCAUAUUCUCAAUAAGUUUGUUGAUGACAACAGUGAACUUUUAUGAAUAUGUUUAAGCUGCUGAAGAAUCUGUUAUCGAAAGUGAGAAGCUUGGUAUUUCUGUGUUUGAAUGCUUCAUUCCAAUUCUAGUGUUCUUUGGAUUGGCAAUAGUUAAGUUACUGCUGUUCAAAGUUAAGUACUUGCCAUUAAACAUAUCAAUUGCAGUAUCGAUAUUAGCGUUAUCUAUCUUAGUGUACUACAAAUUUGACUUCCACAUUAUUCACAUUCCACUCUUCUUUGUAGCUAUUCCAAUAAGUGUUAUUCUUCUAACAAUUUCUAUGCAUCAAGGCCACACUUUAAUGUUUGAAAAAGAUUAAGUUAAGAAGCUACUUUACGGUUACAACAAAAAGUUUAGAAUUAUAUUCACAGUGCUCAGCUGCUAUAGAAGAGAUCUCUUUUAAUUCGUGCUGCUGACAUCAUUCUUUUAUUUUACAUUUUAAAUGGAAUACUGUGGAUCACUUUUCCUAGAUACUAUAUUCUAGCAGUUUUACUUUGACUUGGUAACUGAAAUUAGGCCUCCUAAAACAAGAUACACCCAAAUAUUUUAAAAGCGACCAACUAAGUAUAUGUUUGAGUUUGAUGUGAGCAAAGAUGAAUCUUCGUAUGAGCUCUAGGAUCGAUCUCUAAACAGAUCAUCCUCAAACUCACCAAGUAAAAGCUCCCCUUAGAAGAUAGUAAUUAAGAUAAAUAAAUCAAUCACGCCUAAUAAGAAAAUGGUGAGUACUCAUGAACUUAAGAAGCCUUUGCUGAACAUAUAAGAUGAUGAGGAGCCAAGAACCCCAUGA